UUUGGUUAAUAAUUAUUGAAUCAUGAAAAAGAAAACUAAAGAGAAUGACCUGAAAUUCACUCUGCAGGAAGAAUUGAGUCAGAUGAUGGUGGCUUUUGGAGAAUUUGAUCCUCCAAACCAGCAUACAUUGCAGUUGCUUGAGAUAUACCUGCUUGACUUUCUAGACUCGAUUCUUACUGAAUCUUAUAGGAAGGCUAAGAGAGCUGGACAUAAGGAUACCAUCAAGAUAGGAGACCUACUUAGAGAGAUACAGUUCGAUGAAAUGAUGUUCCUCAGAGUCCCUGCCCUCUUAAGGUCUCUAGAACGUAUGAAAGAAUUCAGAUCCAUAACCGAAGAUCCAACGAAAAACUUCAUGAAAAAUUUUCAGUAAACACCAGUU
This is a messenger RNA of Moneuplotes crassus, 379 nucleotides long. The record is from the annotation of a GenBank genome assembly. NCBI's taxonomy places the organism in Eukaryota, Ciliophora, Spirotrichea, Euplotida, Euplotidae.